This is a messenger RNA of Klebsormidium nitens, 1380 nucleotides long. The record is from the annotation of a GenBank genome assembly. NCBI's taxonomy places the organism in Eukaryota, Viridiplantae, Streptophyta, Klebsormidiophyceae, Klebsormidiales, Klebsormidiaceae.
AUGGCCGACGGACCGGCAGGCGAUGAAGACAGCGGGUUGGGCGUGAAGGGAGGCCCUUCAAUCAGGUCGAAGCCGGCGGGUGGCGGAAAGCAGCCCAAGCCGGGCAGGGAGGAGAGGCUGAUCAACGUCAACUUCAAUGCAAAAAUGUCCAACAUCCUGGGCACAUGCAAGGAAUACUUCUAUCAGCCCGGCUUCCAGUCCCUAUUGGACGUGCAGAAGGACUUCCUGGCUGUGGCGAACGGCGUCAUCGACUUGCGGACUGGCGAGCUGCUCCCGCAUCACCCCCGGUUCAUGAACAGCCGGGUGAUCGACUGGCCGUACCCCCGCCCUGGGUUGUCGUUUCCGAGGGGCGAGAUGGUGCGGUUCUUGGAGGACAUCAUGCACGCCUCCAGAGAGGAUGGGCCGGCUGCUCUGGAGCACCUCCAGGUUCUGCUGGGGUACGGGCUGACUGGUUAUACGAGCAAUCAGGUGCUGCCAAUCUUUGUCGGGGAGGGGAGCGCAGGCAAGAGCGUGUUCCUUGCGCUGCUGCGCAAGCUCCUCGGCACCGCCUUCAGAGACGUUCGGCAAGGAGAUUUUGGUGAACUCCAAAGGGCAGCGUGCCGCCCACAAGGGGGCCGCUUCGCCGCUCGAGGGCUCGCGGGAGCGCUGCUUGCCGUGGUCGAAGAGACGGACAAGUCCGACACGCUCAACGAAGCCGGCAUGAAGAAGCUGACGGGCAGCGAUGUCAUCACGGCGCGGCCCCUCUUCAAGGACUUUAUCACCGUCACCGCGACCGUCCUGCUCAUCAUGUGCACCAACUACCUUCCGAAGACGGACAAGACCUGGUCCGUCGCCCUCCGGCGCCGCCUUCAGCUGGUCUGCUUCGUGCGGCGCUACUUCUCGCCGCACGAGAAGGGAUACGACCCAACCAACCCGUUGCACGGGCUGGUGGACACGCGCCUCCUCGCCAAGCUGAGCACCCUGCAGAACAUGCAGGAGUUGCUUGCAUGGCUGGUCGCAGGAGCGGUCAAGUGGUACCAGAACGGACAGCAGCUGUACCCCAUGCCCAAGCGGAGCACGGACGCUCUGCAAGACUACGAAGAGGCGGCUGACGACUUCGACAACUUCGUCCUCAGCAGUUGCGUCAAGGGCGAUGACCUCUUCAUCUCAACGAGCGAUACCCUUAAGGCGUACAACGAUCCGCAGAGGAUGGUGGGCGGCAAGUGCGUCGGCCAUAUCCCCUCGCUCGACACCAAGUCCCUGAAGUCGGCGAUGAACAACCACGGCUUUUCGGGUCCGGACAAGCCCAGCAAACUUGGCCUUGGCGUAAAGUAUUGCGGCGUAACGGAGCGAGGGUAUAAGGGUCUUGCGCUGAAAGCCCUAGAGGUUAAGAUGGAGUAA